Hippocampus comes (tiger tail seahorse) is the source of this 948-nucleotide messenger RNA. RefSeq names its product C-Myc-binding protein. Gene Ontology annotation, molecular function: transcription coactivator activity. Gene Ontology annotation, biological process: regulation of DNA-templated transcription. The coding region runs from base 221 to 532 and encodes 103 amino acids. The record is from RefSeq and is a predicted model, not a curated record. NCBI's taxonomy places the organism in Eukaryota, Metazoa, Chordata, Actinopteri, Syngnathiformes, Syngnathidae. Gene Ontology annotation, cellular component: nucleus. The transcript has 5 exons.
AAGGUGUAGCAAAAGAUACAACAAACCAAAAAAAGCAAUACAAUUAAGUAAUCCAAAUAAUUUGAAAAUAAUUCUACUUCCGGUCUGAAUCGGAUGCUGCCCUCGCUGACUCCAGAUCUGCAAUAGUCUACGGCGGUCGAGCUUCGUUUCCAAGCCGGACGAAAACAAAACAAUACAGUCGCCGAAUUUAUGGUGACACAUUUGGACAUUCUGCGUCAACAUGUCACAUUAUAAGGCCCCAGACCACAAGAGAGAGCAGUUUCGGCGAUAUUUGGAAAAAGCUGGUGUUGUUGACAGUCUAACCAGUGUUUUAGUAGCGCUGUACGAACAACCAGAGAAGCCUACCAACGCUCUGGAAUUUGUCAAGCAGCACCUUGGCACGCCCGGGCUUACAGAGGCUGACACGGAGGCUCUGCAGCAGGAAGUGGUGGACCUGAGGCAGAGGUGUGCCCGUCUGGAGGAGGAGAACCUAGACCUCAAAGCCAGACUGCAGCGCCAUGAGCCACCUGAAGACAGCACUGUUGCGGAAUAGACUUCGGGGGGUGCUUUACGUUUUUUGAUGUUUUGCAUCUGUAAUUAAAAAAAAAAGUGCCUUUCUCUAUCACCACACACAUUAUGACAUUAUGAAGAUGGCACCUUAUUUAAUGACACACAAAUCACUUCCUGUAGUUAUGAUCAUAAUUACAGAAUAAAACUAAUAUGAUCAGGUUGUAAUGUUACAGGUGUAUAUAAAUCUUGUCACCUUAAAGUGAUUGUAACUAAUUGCAACAAAAGCAGAACACCAAAAUGAAAGUCAUUUGCAUGUAGAACUAUAAUACUUGUACUGUAUUCACUAAGGGCUGUAUAUUUUUGUUGUGCUUGACUUAAAUAGACACAAAAGUAGAUCUUACAUUUUGUCACGUUUCUGUGAGUUUAUGUAAAUUAUUAAAACAUGUUUUGCACAUGCUA